Messenger RNA from Racocetra persica, 586 nucleotides. Lineage: Eukaryota; Fungi; Glomeromycota; Glomeromycetes; Diversisporales; Gigasporaceae. The record is from the annotation of a GenBank genome assembly.
CCAAACUAUAACUUCAAAAGAGAGUGAGGACAUUUUUAGACUUAACUUUGCCAUUGAUAAAUACAAAAAAGGCCAGCAAUAUGAUGUAGCUUUUUCUAUUUUUAAAGAUCUAAUGAAAGAUCAAUAUUAUUCGAACUCUAACGAUGAAAGUAAAAUUAAAAUCUACAAUCAAGCUACAUAUUAUUCUGCACUUUGUUAUUUAUAUGAGCAUGGUGUAGAACAAGAUAAGGCUUAUGCUUUAGAUAUCACAGAUAAUUUACAUAAUAGUGAAGAUGUUUGGGAUAUUUAUCAAGAACUGAUUGAAGAUGAUGAGAUAAAAUUGACAGCAUUAAUUAAGAUAGCAAGCUGCUAUAACAAAAAAAUUAUCCAAAGCGAAAGCCUUGCAUUUAAAAUAGCAUUAGAACUUUAUAGUAAAAACAAAUAUAAAGAGUCAUAUGAAAUUUUUUCUAAACUUAGUUCUAGUAAAAAUGAUGUGAUUAAAUUUCUUGCCACAUGUUUUAAAGCAUCUUACUAUAUUUCUGGAUAUAAUAACAUCAAAAAAGACAAAAACCAUGCUACCAUGCUAUUAGGUGCAAGCCUGAAAUAA